Molecule: messenger RNA, 1386 nt
Organism: Amoebophrya sp. A25
Lineage: Eukaryota; Dinophyceae; Syndiniales; Amoebophryaceae
Source: the annotation of a GenBank genome assembly
AUGAAGAUUUUUGAGCGGAAAAUGCGGAACAUUAACACCAUCAAGGUUUUUUUGUCGUUUCACAAAAAAUGUCGAUUCAUCCAGGCGUGGUGGCGGGAUACAAGGAAGGCUUUGCAGAAGCGCUUCGCUGCGAUCCUGAAGGCCGUAACACAAUCCGAGUUGCGCUAUCACAAGCAGGUUUUCAUAGACCGGCAUGGUGGCGCCCUGAGUCCUCCGAGUGGAGCGAAUUUAAAGGCACUUCUCAUUCCUGCCAGCGACCGGAAAACCUUUGUAGUAAUCGAAAUGCGGGCCAGAAGGUGUUUAAUAUGUCGAGGUGCACCACCCAGUUGAUAUCAUUAUUCAAUUUAUUACUUAAGUUAAUUUGAAAUCUUUAUUUGAGAAUGGUGACACAACGAAGUUUUUCGCUUUUGAUGCAAGGAAGUUUGUUUGAGAGCAGAGUUUUCUUUGUUCUGAAUGCACGUCAACGUUUCCCAUGUCCAUAUGCACAUGAUUCAUUGAAUUGAUAGAUCAAUAUCUAAGCUUCAAGUUCUUUGAUGAGGAUGAUACAAGGAAGUAUUCCAGUACGAGAAUUUUGGUUUUCUUUUUAUUUUUGAACAACGUCCCAGUGAGUAGGCUGGUCAUCCAUACCCGUAUCCACAUGAUGCUCAUUGAUUUGCAAAUCCUAGGUAUCUCGCUGUGACCGCUCUUCAACAGUAUAAGGACGACUGGAAAGACUUUGAGAAACAGGUGCAAUCCUGGAGAGAGCAGCGACAUGCAGCCAAAAUUAUGGGCGGCGAAGUAGGACCCAUGCCUUUCCCGCCAACGCUGCCUCAGUGCUACCCCAAGCCGAAGGAACUGCCGGAUCUAGUGGAACGGUAUAAGCAAGUUUUAUCUUACAGUAUGAUAGAUGGGACUAUUUACUUAGACAGUAUGAUUUAUGAGAACAAGUAUCCUAGAGUCGUCGUGGGUACUCGUUUUCGUUGAAUACAGUAUGAUUGUAGUACUCCAGUUUUAUGAGCCGUGGUACAGGUGGGAGUCCCGUUUGAACUAUCUUUUAUGAACGAAGAGCACUUAUUUUACCAAAGAGUAAGUGAUAGCACCAAGAAGAAAUCCAUGAAACCAUAACCAAUUAUGUGAACAAGCGCAAACACUUCUUCGUAUAAUACUAUAUUAUUCUCUGUGAACCACGGCGGAUCAGAUCCCUAAUCCCCUAAUCCCUAGUCUACUGAUAACUACUGGACCCUGCAUGUUGACUUCUGAUACUAGGUACAUGGGCAUUUUCAUGCACCGAGCAUUGAAGCGUCUGGGGCCUAUGCAGCCUGCUGAUAUUCCCGCAUUGUUCCAAAGCUUCGUAAAAAUGCUGGCUGAACGCAAGCCCGCUUGGCUCAUCGAGGAGAGCGAUGCCAA